This is a messenger RNA of Cyprinodon tularosa, 1870 nucleotides long. RefSeq names its product gamma-glutamyltransferase 5b (gene ggt5b). The record is from RefSeq and is a predicted model, not a curated record. The transcript is spliced from 12 exons. Gene Ontology annotation, biological process: leukotriene D4 biosynthetic process; inflammatory response; glutathione catabolic process. Lineage: Eukaryota; Metazoa; Chordata; Actinopteri; Cyprinodontiformes; Cyprinodontidae. The coding region runs from base 7 to 1791 and encodes 594 amino acids. Gene Ontology annotation, cellular component: plasma membrane. Gene Ontology annotation, molecular function: leukotriene-C(4) hydrolase activity; glutathione gamma-glutamate hydrolase.
AAACCCAUGUGGGAGAUGGGGAGAGAAGGGGGAGGAAGGGAAGGAGCGGGAGACAAGCCUUGGAUUAGUCUGCAGAGAGCGCAGGAGAACAGUCCAGCAAGCCUUCCAGCUCAGACGCGCAGCGCAAUGGCCAAAUGGCUGACGGGAUGUUGCACUGCGUUCAUUCUGAUUUGCGCCGUGGCUUUUGUGAUCCUGUGCAUCGUCACCCUUCAAGAUGCUGGCUGCUCCAGCUUCAAACAUGCGGCUGUAACUGCAGACUCGCAACUUUGUUCCGAGAUUGGCAAGAAAAUCCUUCAGAAGGGCGGCUCAGCAGUAGAUGGCGCCAUUGCAGCUCUCCUUUGCACGUCUGUGGUCAAUCCUCAGAGCAUGGGAAUUGGAGGAGGCUCUAUAGUGAUAGUGAGAAAUAAAACAGGUAAUGUUAAGGUCUACAACUUCAGGGAGUCGGUCCCUCACUCAUUCAAAGAUAAUCUGCUAAAUGACUGUCCUACUACAUUUGGAUUGUCCACAGGUAGUCAGUGGAUUGGUGUACCAGGAGAGUUGAAGGGCUACGAGCGCCUCCACAGAGAGUACGGGAAGCUGCAAUGGGCUCAGCUGUUUGAGCCAACCAUCAAACUGGCCAGAGAUGGGAUUCCCAUGCCAACAUACUUGGCAGAAUUCAUGAGAAACAACUUUGUAAAGAUGCAUGUGGAAAAGUCAUCACUGUGUAAAGUCCUUUGCCACGAAAACAAAACAGUCCUGGGCAGAGGGGACACCCUACGCUUUCCUAAACUUGCAGAAACCCUGGAAAAAAUUUCAAAGAAGGGUGCAGAAGCCUUUUACACUGGCAGGAUAGGACUUGACCUAAUCCAAGACAUUAAAGAAGCAGGUGGAACAUUAACAAUGAAAGACUUGGCAUCUUACGAAGUUAAGGAGGGCAGUCCAUGGACGGUUUCUCUGGGGACUCAUCGGAUGCACAUCGCUCCCCCACCUGCUGGAGGAGCACUGCUAGCUUUCAUUCUCAGAAUUAUGCAAGGGUUCUCGCUGAGCUCAGACUCUCUUGAUGUUAAAGCGAAGGUUCAGAUGUACCAUCAUUACAUAGAAGCAGCUAAAUUUGCUAAUGGACAAAAGAGGAACAUUCGAGAUCCUGCUUUCAGUAAUAGCGAGACUGCCAAAAACCUGAUUGAUUCAACCUUCAUCGAUCAUAUCAGAGGGAUGAUAUCAUCUAGUAGGACCCAUAAUAACUCCUAUUACUUCAACGUCAAACCUCCAAAGGAUAAUUUUGGAACAACACACGUUUCUGUGCUGGAUAAGGAUGGACUCGCAGUCUCAGCCACCAGCACCAUAAACCAGCUGUUUGGAGGAGCUGUUUACUCUCCCAAAACAGGAAUCAUCCUCAACAAUGAGCUUGCCGACUUUUGUGGAAGAGUAAAUACUAUACAUCCAGGUGAACAGCCACCUUCUUCAAUGACUCCUGUUAUAAUAGAGAAAGGCUCUGGUGGGAUCCUUGUGAUGGGAGGAUCAGGAGGAAGCUUGAUCACAUCAUCUAUGGCCUUGUCUCUAAUCAACCGCCUGUGGCUGGGGAUGAGCUUAAAGGAGUCAAUUGAUGCUCCCAUAAUCUUCAUUGACUCAGAGAAUGUUGUGAAUUUUGAACGAAGAUUUAAUGAGUCUGUGAAAGAGGGCCUCAAAGCUCUUGGACACCGAGUUGGGUCUUGGCCAUACUUUUUAAACAUGGUCAAUGCCUUGGAAAAGGAGGACGGUUGUAUAGAGGCCGUGUCGGACCAAAGGAAGAUGGGAAAAUCAGCAGGAUACUGAUCAUGAUGAUAUUGAGUAACUUUACAUGAACAUCUUUUCUUAGACUUAUUAAACCUUUAUGCUAGGGGCCUGUGAUUAU